Molecule: messenger RNA, 2749 nt
Organism: Ziziphus jujuba (common jujube)
Lineage: Eukaryota; Viridiplantae; Streptophyta; Magnoliopsida; Rosales; Rhamnaceae
Product: putative zinc transporter At3g08650
Exons: 6
Coding region: 569-2371 (600 amino acids)
Biological process (GO): zinc ion transmembrane transport
Cellular component (GO): membrane
Molecular function (GO): zinc ion transmembrane transporter activity
Source: RefSeq, a predicted model, not a curated record
AAGGUGCUGAUAGAAAGAAGACCACUAUCGCGCCCACACUUUUCGGUGGGAAAUUAAAUUUUCAUUUUUAUUAUUUUCCAAAAAUGUUUUUCUGACAAAUUAUUUAUUUAUUUAUUUAUUUUUUAGGGAUUAUUUUAAAACGGACUCAAAAUAAGUCCACUGAGUAGGGUUUAUUCCUGUCUGGAAGUUGGAAUAAUACUCUGUCUCUUCCAAAAUUUGUUUAUUGUUUUUUUUUUUUUUUUUUGUUUUGAAAAAUCUUUUUUUUCUUUGUUUUCAAUUUCAUUUGCGAGCCCGAGUCUGCGAUCGUUUUGUUGGGUAAUUUGGACUCGGGCAAAGUUGGUCCUAGAUCACACAUCCAUCAAGGAAUGCCAACUUAUUAUUGUUUCACCUUGUAUGGUUUGUGUGAGUAACUAACAUUGUUUCUUGCCCAUAGAAAUAUUUGAGAAUUGACUCUUGAUGGUUUGAAGGAGAUCAUUAUCCAAUUGUGUGUCUGAGAUUACCUGCUGUGGACACCCAAUUUCUAAAGCUGAAGUUUGAAUUUUUUGGGGUGAUAUUUGUACCAUUGAGGAUGUGGCUGAGAUUUAAACAAGUCUUGUUAUUUUCGUUGUUCUUUAUAAUAUUCUUCGGUACUGCCACAGCAGAGUCUGAAGGUGAAAUUUCACAUAAGUUGAUAGCUGCUCCUCACAAAAACAUAAGAACCAAUGUUAUAGAUGGCACGGGAACAGAGAAAGUUUUCAACUUUGACGGUACUGAAGAUGGAAUGGGCGAGAAGAAAAGUGGGAAUAGCAAAGUUUCAGUGUCAACAGUUGCACUAUUCACAUUGGCAAUGGCUGCUGCCACUGGUUUAGGUGCAGUCCCAUUCUUCUUUGUAGAGCUUGAUCCACAGUGGGCUGGAUUAUGCAAUGGAAUGGCUGCUGGUGUGAUGUUGGCUGCAAGCUUUGACCUCGUACAGGAAGGGCAAGGUCAUGGGAUAGGUCAUAGUGCUGGGAAUUGGGUUGUGAUUGGGAUUUUAGCUGGUGGAGUUUUUAUUUGGCUAUGUAAGAAGUUUCUUGAACAAUAUGGGGAAGUUAGCAUGUUGGAUAUAAAAGGUGCUGAUGCAGCAAAGGUUGUUCUUGUAAUUGGAAUUAUGACCCUCCAUUCAUUUGGGGAGGGAUCUGGUGUUGGAGUAUCAUUUGCUGGCACCAAGGGUUUCUCUCAAGGUCUUCUGGUUACUCUAGCUAUAGCUGUGCACAACAUACCAGAAGGACUAGCUGUGAGCAUGGUGCUUGCAUCCAGGGGUGUUUCUCCUCAGAAUGCAAUGCUAUGGAGUGUAAUUACAUCCUUGCCUCAGCCCAUUGUAGCAGUCCCUUCAUUCAUAUGUGCUGAUGCAUUCAACAAGUUCCUUCCUUUCUGUACUGGCUUUGCUGCUGGAUGUAUGAUCUGGAUGGUUGUUGCUGAGGUACUUCCCGAUGCAUUCAAGGAAGCCUCUCCAUCACAGGUUGCAUCAGCAGCUACUCUUUCUGUUGCAUUUAUGGAAGCUCUUAGCACACUGCUUCAGAAUUUCACCCAUGACUACAAUUCAGAGGAUGCUUCUGGCUUCUUUGUUUCACUUCUUUUUGGUCUUGGGCCAUUGCUUGGUGGCAUUGUUCUUGUCACAUUUGCUUUAUCUUUCCAGCUUCAGCAUGCUCUCCUCAUGGGUUCAGCUUCUGGCAUUGCCUUUGUCCUUGGUGCUUGGCGACCGCUGCAGCUACUUUUUCAAUCAAAGAUGGGGUUUCUUCCUCUUACGUUUUUGCUUGCAUCUGGAGCUGCUUUUGUCCAUUUUUUGAGUUCUAGUGUUUUGAAUAUUGCUGGACGUAAAAGAACUUCAGCGAAUAACUUACCAACAGUAACUGGCUUCCCAAUCAGUAUUCACACCUUACAGGCAUUCAUAUCAUGUGGAGCAGUUGCCUUACAUGCUUUGGCCGAAGGGCUUGCACUAGGAGUGGCUGCACCAAAAGCUUAUGGACUAGGACGUCACAUGGUGCUUCCUGUAUCCCUACACGGGCUCCCUCGGGGUGCUGCUGUUGCUAGCUGCAUAUUUGGGGCUGCUGACAGCUGGCAUGGGGCCCUUGCGGCUGCUUCCCUAAUUGGAUUCAUGGGUCCAAUAUCUGCUAUUGGAGCCAUACUUGCAGGAAUUGACUAUAGCGGUCUGGACCAUGUGAUGAUUUUUGCUUGUGGGGGACUACUACCAAGCUUUGGAAGAAUAAUCAAGAGAGCAGCAAGGUUGGAUACUCGAAAAAGCAGUUGUGGCCUUGUGAUGGGCAUGGGUUUUGCCAUUUUGUGUUUAACGUGCACCAAGUUGGUUUGUUUGCACACCCCUUAUUGCAAUUCUGCACCAGAGGCUGUGAGAUAGCAUACUUGUGGUUUAGCCUGUGUUUUGCAGUGUAUUUAUUUAGAUGAGCUUGUACAUGUUAUUGGGUUUAACAAUUGGCACAUCCAUCUUCAUUAAGUUUGGAACUUGUGUUACACAGCAUGCUCAUGAAAGAAAAUUUGUAAAGGAGGAAGGAGGUAGUAUGAAGAAGAGGCCGGCCUGGAAGAACCCCAAGUUUAUGGAGAGAAUGACUUUAUUGGUAUACACAUUUGAUAGUAUCAUAAUGCUUCAUUUCUGUGACGAAAGGUAGAGCAUCGUGCUCUUCCUCCUAACUUGUAACUUUUAGGGCUUUUCUGUUUGAGACAGCUUCUACAUUAAAGAAUUAAUGAUGCUAGAAGAAAGACCUAUCUUAUUUUAUUA